AUGUUCCAUGGAUUGCCAAGUGAAGACCCCAUUGACCACCUUGAUGAGUUUGAUAGGCUUUGUGAUUUGACAAAGAUCAAUGGUGUCUCUGAAGAUGCCAUCAAGCUGAGACUCUUUCCUAUGUCUCUAGCUGACAAAGCUCACCAAUGGGAGAAGAGCUUGCCCCAUGGCACAAUCACCACUUGGGAUGAAUGCAAGAAGGCCUUUCUUGCUAAGUUUUUCUCCACCGGUCGCACAGCCAAGCUUAGAGGAGAGAUAUCCAGCUUCAUCCAGCGAAACAAUGAGACAUUCGCAGAGGCUUGGGAGAGGUAUAGGGAGAUGCUAGACACAGCUAGCAAUGGGAACUUCCUCAACCAGGAUGUAGAUGAUGGCUGGCAACUUGUGGAGAACAUAGCUAACUCAAAUGGAAGCUAUGGAGAAGAGUAUGAUCGCACCAACCGGAGCUCGACCCACCACUCGAUCGAGUCAGACGAAAAGUUGAGAAAAGAUGUUAAGGCAUUGAAUGAGAAGUUGGAUAAGCUGAUCCUAGCUCAGUCCACAAUGAAGAAAGUCAACUUUGUGUCUGCUGAGGAGAUGGAACCAGUCCAAGAAGGGGAGGAUACACAAUUUGCUGAGGUGUGCUACAUGAGCAAUGGGCAAGGAGGUUACAACAAAGGAUACUAUAAUUACAAGUCCAACCCUGCCAUGUCAUACCGCAACACUGAUGUUGCUAACCCUCAGGACCAAGUCUAUCCUCAACAACAAGCAGCUCGAUCGAGUCAAGCCACAACAUGGGUAUGGUCAAAAGAACAAUUACCAAGGACCACAAGGCACUUUCCCUGGACAACAAAUGAAUAUCCCACCAGGCUUCCCCACCAACCGCCCCAGCCUGCACCUUCACAAGAGAAUGAGCUCAAGGCAAUGCUAAAGCAACUACUUCAAGGGCAAGCUGAUGGGGUAGUGGACACAAGCAAGAAGCUAGCUGAAAUAAACUCUAAGAUCGAGAACCUCAACACAAGGGUUUACUCUCUGGAGAAUCAUGCUUCUUCUGUUGCUGCUGCUACAAAGCAAGGACAACUACCUGGUAAAGCUAUUCAGAACCCCAAGGAACAGUGCAAGGUCAUCUUCACUCAAGAAGGACUUGUUGAAGAAGAGGAUCAAGAAAGGGUCAUUGAAGAUUUUUGUUUACUGCUGAAUGAUGAAGAGAUUGUUGCUGCUGAGGCUCCUGGAGUCCAGAUUGAUCAACCAGAAGUGCAGCACCUACUCUCGAUCGAGUCCGACCUCUUCUGUCCCAAAGCCGUUUUGCUUGAUCCUUACCAACCGGUUGCCGCUUCCUCGUCUCGCCUACUUAGUCAAGGUCACAAGGAAGUGAUUCACAAGUUCAGAAGAGAUCUCAGUGGGAUUGGAAUUGAGUUGCCUCCUAUGGAUAGCAUGAUUCAACCUGCUUACUUCACCACCUUCCUACCAAAGGUCAAGGAUCAAGGGAAAUUCACUCUCCCUUGCACACUUGGGCAUCUUGAGAUUGACAAUGCCUUAGUGGAUUCUGGAGCAAGCAUCAAUCUGAUCUCUCUCUCCAUGGCAGAGAAGCUAGGCAUUGCUGGAGCCUUGCAGCGCCCUACUACUUCAAUCAUGUUUGGAGAUGCAACUUCUAAGUCUCCUCUUGGAGUGUUCAAGAACUAUCACUUGAAAAUUGGAGAAUGCAUCAUCCAAACUGAUCUCACUGUGAUGGAAAUGGAAGAAGAGAAGGAUCUACCUCUGCUAUUGGGAACCCCUUUCCUUAGUACAGUUGGCGCUUCAAUAGACUUUCACAAGCAAGAAGUGAUCCUUCACAAG
Messenger RNA from Microthlaspi erraticum, 1812 nucleotides. NCBI's taxonomy places the organism in Eukaryota, Viridiplantae, Streptophyta, Magnoliopsida, Brassicales, Brassicaceae. The record is from the annotation of a GenBank genome assembly.